GGAUAGACAAAUUGUUUUUAAUAUUUCUUUCCUCGCAUUUUCCCUUCCACUUCGUUUCAAUCCCAACACACACCGUCUCUACACUACAGUUACGAAUAUCCUUAAACCCUAAAAUACUCCACUCUCUCUUCCCCAAAACUCUGAAUUUCUAAAACCUUCCAUUCUCUUUCAAUCAUCAUCAAUGGCGGAAACCUCUCAAUUGACUCGUCACAUUGAGUCCUACGUUGCCUCUUCCUCCACUCCAAUUCAACAGGUUGCAAGCUUGGACUCAAUUGGAUUAUUGAUAAAGACCAAUGCUUUAACUCUAGAAGCACUUGUUAUAGGGUUGGAUAUGUAUUUGACUUCAACAGAUGCAGUUAUUCGGUCUAGAGGAAUUCUUCUUCUGGCCGAGGUGCUUACUCGUAUUCACUCAAAAUAUCUUAACAGUGAAACUAUACACAGCUUGGUUGUGUUCUUCAAGGAAAGAAUGGCAGAUUGGCAAGCAGUACGAGGUGCACUUGUGGGUUGCUUGGCAUUGAUACGGAGGAAAAGUGUUGUGGGUAUGGUAACUGGUAGUGAUGCCAAAGCUAUUGCCCAAUCUUUUUUACUGCACUUGCAAGUUCAAUCUUUAGGACAGUAUGACAGGAAGCUAUGCUUUGAACUAAUUGAUUACCUGCUAGAACAUCAUGCCGAUGCGGUUGCUUCAUUGGAGGAGGACCUUGUUUUUGGAAUUUGUGAAUCCAUAGAUGCAGAAAAGGAUCCAGAAUGUUUAAUGCUUGCUUUUCAUAUUGUCGAGUCUUUGGCACAUAUAUAUCCCGAUCCAUCUGGUCUACUAGCAAGCUUUGCUAAAGAUAUUUUUGAUAUUUUAGAACCUUACUUUCCUAUUCACUUUACACAUCCAACAGGUGGGGAAACUCAUGUGCAAAGAGAUGACCUGUCAAGAACUCUGAUGCAUGCAUUCUCUUCUACACCAGUUUUUGAACCAUUUGUUAUUCCUCUGCUUCUUGAGAAACUUUCUUCUUCACUACUUUCAGCAAAGAUUGAUUCCUUACAAUAUCUUAGAGUUUGUUCCGUCAAGUAUGGAUCCGAGAGAAUUGCAAAAUAUGCUAAGGCUAUUUGGUCUUCAUUAAAAGACACCGUAAAUACUUACAUGGGUGAGCCAGAUUUGUCUUUUACUCUAGCACCCAUAGAUGGUAUUGACUUUCCAAGGAAUGAAGUUGUAAUUGAAGCUCUGUCCCUCCUUCAAGAGCUUAUUAUGCAAAAUAGCAGUCAGUUAAUUAGCUUGAUAAUUGGUGAUGAGGAUGUCAACUUUAUUAUCAAUAACAUUUCCUCUUAUGAGAUCUACGACACUAUUUCUGCACAAGAAAAGAAGAAACUAUAUGCUAUUGGUCGCAUUCUCUAUAUUACUGCCAAGACUUCCAUUCCUUCCUGCAAUGCCGUGUUUCAAAGUCUUCUCUCAAGAAUGAUGGCUAAUUUGGGAUUUUCUGCUAUUAACACCAAUGGCUUGCAAAAUGGUGGUAUUUUUACCUCACAAAGAGUUAACUUCGGAUUCCUCUAUCUUUGUAUAGAACUACUUGGAGGAUGCAGGGAAUUAGUUACUUUGUCUGAGGAAAAAAAUGGGACAUAUUGCACCAUACUUCAUAGCUUCUCUGCUGUGCUAUUUAAUGCCUUUGGUUCAGUCUUAGCUGUAAGUGCUGACAGAUGCCCCCCUGAUCUUGAUAUAUACAUUGGAGUGAAGGGUUUGCUGAUUCUGGCAAUGUUUCAUUUAGAUGUUUUCCCAAUACCAAAAUCAACGUUUGAGAAUAUUUUGAAGAAAUUCAUGUCAAUUAUCAUAGAGGACUUUGACAAAAUAGUACUAUGGAAUGCCACAUUAAAAGCAUUAUUUCAUAUUGGCUCGUUUGUUCAAAACUUCAGUGAGUCUGAGAAAGCUAUGAGCUACAGGAGUUUAGUUGUAGAUAAAAUUAUGGAACUGCUAUCGCUUGAUGAUAUUGCUCUACCUUUUUCACUCAAAGUAGAAGCAUUAUCUGAUAUAGGCAUGACUGGCAUGAAAAAUAUGCUUACAAUUCUUCAAGGGCUGCAAGGAGCUAUAUUUGCCAAUCUAUCUGAGAUCUAUGUCCAUAAAAGUUUAAAGUCUUUAGAAACUGCUGUUCAGCUUUUGGAGUGCUAUUCUUGCAAGCUACUUCCAUGGAUCCAUGAAAAUGGGGGUGCAGAAAAUUUUGUAGUGCAAUUUGCUGUGGAGAUUUGGAGCCAAGCCGGAAGUUGCAUGGAUUUUAAUUCUCCAUUUGAGGAAAAAGUUCUUCUUGAUGCAAUGAUGACAGCGAUGAAAGUUUCUGUUGGGUGUUGCUCGGUAGAGAGUCAAAAUGUUAUAAUUCAAAAAGCUUAUAGUAUACUAUUGUCACAUACCAACUUUCAGCUUAAUGAAGUAGAAAGAUUGCCAUUAACUCUGGGAAAAUAUGACAUUUCCCCUAGGGGCGAAGGGAUACUUUUAUUAUUUACAUCAGUAAUUAUUGCACUUCGCCCUAAAACACUCAUUCCAAAUAUUAGAGGGCUUCUGCAUCUUUUUAUAAUAACCCUCCCCAGGGGUUUCGUUCCAGUUGCACAGGCUUUGGGUUCUAUGGUCAACAAACUCAUUUCAAAAUCCAACGAUACAGAGAAGUCUGGUGAAUUUACCUUGGAAGAAGCACUUGAUAUUAUAUUCAACACAAAAAUACAGUUCUCUAGUACUAAUCCGUUGCAGAGAUGUAAUGGAUCAAGUAAUGGAAGUGAAAUGGUUCUAACUGAUUUUUGCCUGGGCAUGACAAAUGAUAGAUUACUUCAAACCAGUGCCAUUUGUGGGCUCUCAUGGAUUGGGAAAGGUUUGCUACUGCGCGGUCACGAAAAGAUCAAAGACAUCACUAUGAUAUUUACAGAGUGCUUAGUAUCAGACAGAAAGAGUUCUUUGCCUUUAAUUGAAGGUUCACAUGAAAAUACUGAAGAGCAGAAAUGGGAUCCUUUGACAAGGAAAUGUGCUGCAGAUGCUUUUCAUGUUCUUAUGAGUGAUGCUGAAGUUUGUUUGAACAGAAAAUUUCAUGCCACUAUACGGCCUCUAUAUAAGCAAAGGUUUUUCUCUUCCAUGAUGCCAAUCUUUCUGCACUUGAUCUCAAGAUCCGAUUCUUCAUUGUCCAGAUCUUUACUGUUACGAGCCUUUGCACAUGUCAUAUCUGACACUCCACUGAUUGUUAUACUGAAUGAAGCUAAAAAGCUCAUACCAGUUCUUCUUGAUUGCUUGUCUAUGUUGACAGAAGAUAUCCAAGAUAAAGAUAUCUUGUAUGGUCUGUUGCUAGUUUUAUCUGGGAUGUUGACAGAGAAAAAUGGACACGAAGCUGUCAUUGAGAAUGCACAUAUUAUCAUCAAUGGUCUAAUUAAGCUUGUGGAUUACCCUCAUAAGACGCUUGUUCGGGAGACAGCUAUUCAAUGUCUUGUUGCAUUAUCUGAGCUUCCCCAUGUGCGUAUAUAUCCGUUGAGAAUACAGGUUCUACGGGCAAUACCAAAGUGUCUUGAUGAUACAAAGAGAUCUGUUCGCAACGAAGCUGUCAAAUGUCGACAAGCAUGGGCGUCUAUUGCAUCAUCCCGGAGUCUUCAGUUAUGAAGUUUUAAAGCAGCUACCGGAAAUGCUUUUGAACGUUAUUUAUUGGAGAUUCUUUCACCCAAAGUUUUGUAAUCUAAAUUUUACACUUGAGUAAUUGAUUAUUGAUAGUAUUUCUUGUAAAUAUCGAAGGUUGUAAGUUUUAUUGGUAUGUAUUUCUAGCAAUUAAUUAGUUGAGUCGAUUUUUACCUGAUUUAUAACUAUGAACUCCAGUGCUGAUAUUAAUGUACUGUCUGUUGAAACAUUUUGUAUGACUGGAGGUGGAUGAACAUGGGAAAAAUGAGUGAAAUAUAGAGAUAAGUUUGCUGCCAUACAUGCCUUACUCGUGACAAAAUUGUGCUAUAAUUUAAAGGGUAACGCCAACAUGUGCCCUUAGGGCACAUGUUAAGAGCUAAAGGUGGAAAUGUUUUCUUAAAAAUUGUGCAUUGUUUUCAUUAAAAAUUGAUAAUUAAUAUGUUUAUUACGUUUUCCAAUUCAAAUUUUCUAUAUUUAGGUUUCUUAACAUGUGCCUUUGGGGCACAUGUUAGCUUUAUCCUAAUUUAAAUUAGGGUCACUAACAUUGUGCUCAUCGAAAUUAAACUAAUUUAUUACUCUCUCUGUCUUAUAAUAAAUGUCUUAUUUAAAUUAUGUGUGAUACUUAAGAAAAUGAUUAGAUGUGUUAAUUUUAAUGAUAUAAUUAGUGAUAUGUUAGAAAAAUGUGUCGGUGAGUUGGAUAGCAUUGUUAGUUAGGAAG
Molecule: messenger RNA, 4337 nt
Organism: Vicia villosa (hairy vetch)
Lineage: Eukaryota; Viridiplantae; Streptophyta; Magnoliopsida; Fabales; Fabaceae
Product: MMS19 nucleotide excision repair protein homolog
Exons: 20
Coding region: 182-3607 (1141 amino acids)
Biological process (GO): iron-sulfur cluster assembly
Cellular component (GO): cytosolic [4Fe-4S] assembly targeting complex
Source: RefSeq, a predicted model, not a curated record